AUGCCGCUCCCGCUCCACAUACGAUCCGCCUUGAGACAGCCGUCUUGCAGGCCUCGGCCCCGCCUUUCCAGUCUCGCGCGUCGCAAGCUUCACCUGGCGCCUCCGUGGCUGCUCGACGACUACAUCCCGCGGUACCAUCUCAUAUCGUCCAUUGACGCAGCGAAGAAGCGGUCGGAGGCGUAUGCGCAUCUGCGGGAGUGCAAUCUGUGCCCCAGGCUCUGUGGGGUCAACCGGUAUGAGAAGACGGGCGUGUGCUUGAUCGGGGCGGAGACGGUAAAAGUCAACACCAUUGCGCCGCAUUUCGGAGAGGAGCCGUGCCUGCAAGGGCACAACGGGUCCGGCAGCGUAUUCUUCUCGGGCUGCAACCUGCGCUGUGUCUUCUGCCAGAACCACGAUAUCGCCCACCAGCGCAACGGCUUUGACCUGACGCCCGAGCAGCUCGGCGAGUGGUACAUGAAGCUGCAGGAAGUCGGCCACUGCCACAAUAUCAACCUCGUCACGCCCGAACACGUCGUCCCGCAGGUGGUGCUCGCCAUCCUCCACGCGCGCGAGCUGGGUCUGCGUCUGCCCAUCGUCUACAACACGUCAUCCUUCGACUCGCUCGAGAGCAUACAGCUGCUGGAUGGGCUGAUUGACAUAUACUUGCCCGACUUCAAGGUGUGGAGCGAUAAGACCAGCAAGAGGCUGCUGAAGGCGGACCACUACACGGCGACGGCCAUGGAGAGCAUCAAGGCCAUGCAUGCCCAGGUCGGCGAUCUCUGCUUCACGGCAGACGGCAUCGCAAAGAAGGGCGUCUUGGUGAGGCACUUGGUCAUGCCGGGCAAGGAAGACGAGGGGCGCGAGAUUGUCAAGUGGCUGGCCGAGAAUGUGUCGAAGGACAUGAUGGUGCACAUCAUGGAGCAGUACUUUCCCCGCGCUCACGUGGGGAAGCCGCGACGGGGCGCGAGAGAUGACGACGCCGUGGUGGAGCCGGGCGGCGUGCCCGCAUCCGGGGAGACCAAGGCCAAAGUGCGCUACGAGGACAUCAAUCGCCCGGUCGAUCUGAGCGAGGUGUCUUCGGUCAAGAGGGCGGCUGAAGAAGCCGGCCUGUGGCGGUUCGUCGAGCCAGCGAGGCACGGAGGCUUCAAUAUAUGA
Molecule: messenger RNA, 1134 nt
Organism: Trematosphaeria pertusa
Lineage: Eukaryota; Fungi; Ascomycota; Dothideomycetes; Pleosporales; Trematosphaeriaceae
Product: pyruvate formate lyase activating enzyme
Exons: 2
Coding region: 1-1134 (377 amino acids)
Molecular function (GO): iron-sulfur cluster binding; catalytic activity
Source: RefSeq, a predicted model, not a curated record